Messenger RNA from Caenorhabditis remanei, 885 nucleotides. RefSeq lists its product as uncharacterized. The transcript has 6 exons. NCBI's taxonomy places the organism in Eukaryota, Metazoa, Nematoda, Chromadorea, Rhabditida, Rhabditidae. The record is from RefSeq and is a predicted model, not a curated record. Bases 1 to 885 code for a protein of 294 amino acids.
AUGUCGUCCUACACUCUAUUAUUGCUUCUUGCUUUUUAUGUAAAAAUAAGUGUUGACAGUGUGAUGAUAGUAACAAGAGGAACGCCUGAAGUUUAUGUUGAUUCCAUCAGUCUCGAACUGAUUUGGGAGGAAUGUUUGACCAACUGUACUCAAAACGACUUGUGUGUAGCUGUCCAUACAAUUGGAGAUGGGAACUGUCAGAUAUUCGAGUUUGGAGAUUUGCAGACAGUUAAAAGGAGCAAUGAUAUUGAAUCCAAGUUUGCUUACAAAGUGAAAAAUGAGAACGCUUCUACUUGUCCGGCAGAUGAUACUAAUUCCAUCAUCGGAAUAAAUGGGACUUCUGGUCGUCAAGUUUAUAUAGAGUAUACUAUAUCAUUUGACCAAACAUCUCAAUCCUGGAAUUUUCAAUCAACGAGACCACUCUUGUGUCCCAGUGCUGGAUAUAAAAUGUUCAAGAGGCCAUUGGGACCUUGGUUUAUUCAGCUUACCUCUAACUCCGGCUGUCGGAACUAUACUGCAAUUGAAUCAAUUUGUACCAAGACGCCUACUAGGACUCUUAGACAAGCUGCUGCUAUGAGAUGGUUCAAUGCUUCAUAUCCAUUGUAUGCCGUGUGGAUAUCCGGUGUUAAAAAACCAGAAUGUGUCGGAAAUCCGAUCUGCCAAGGAUUAAGUGCCUUCUCAUUCGCCGACCCAACCCUAUCUGCCAACCCGACCGGUUAUCUAUUCAACACGGGAAAACCAGAUGGAACCGGUGCGGACUGUCUUGCAUUCCGAGUUAAUAGUGACAGAACAUGUGGAAUUGAUAAUAUCCAGUGUGAUCAGAUUAGAACAUCAGAUAAUUCAACAUGCCUUGGUGGACAAGUAUGCGGGCUCCCACCUGCUUGA